AUGAAUGCAGGAGCAAUGUGUGUCCUGUCGAUGGCUGCCGUCCUGGAAUCUGCCCCUCUGCCAUCUCUUUUGCGGCGAUGCCGUCAAGCAAGGCCCAGGCAGCUCGAGCUUCCUGGAUCCCCAGCAUUCAUGGCCGCUGCUCGCUUCGCCUCCACGUCUCGAUUCGCUUCGCCCGACCAUUACCGCCUGGCAAAUGAACCACUAAUGGCGUCGCUCCUUGCCUCUGCACUAUUUGUCAAAAACCUGUCCCACCUUCUGCGAGUGAAGGUCUGCAAUCCACCUGCACUUCUUACUCUUGCAGCCAAGAUCCCGACAACCAUACACCGUCUUAAGUCGCAACAUCAUAACAAACCACAACCUUUCACACGACUACAUUACUUCAUCCUGCCCGCCAUGCCUUCUCGUCCGUCCCACUCGCGCCGCUUCUCGCAGGCCAUGAAGCGCUCACUCGAGCAAUCGGUCCCCGAGGCCUCCGAGAAGAAUAUGGCAUGUUCACAUCCCGUUCCAGACCGGCGUGAGAGCAUGGUGGAAUUCUUCAAUGCGGCGAACCAGUACGUCAACCUCAAAGGCCCCGAAGAGGGUGCUGCCUUGCUGGGAGAACUUCUGCUCGAGUGGAAGGCGAGCAAGCAGAACGCUCAGCCCCAGACCCAGCAGCAGGCCCAGCAGACGCAGCAGCAAGCACAAUCCCAGGGCCAAGUGCAGGCAGAGCAGCAAGUCCAAGCCCAGCAGCACGCUCAGGCCCAGCAAGAUCAGCAAGCCCAACAGCACGCCCAGGCCCAGCUCCAAGCCCAGGCUCAGCUGCACGGCUAUCACCAACUCCUGCAGCAGCUCCAGCCCCAGCAACCGUUUCCAGCCUACCAGAACCUGGGCAACCAAGGUUUUCCCAGCCAGCAGCCCUUUUCCUUCCAACCCGUCUUCAUAUUCCAGGGUUUUCCAGCCCAACAGCAGCCAAUGAUCCAUCAGGCUGCCCCAGGCCAGGGAGGUUUGCCUACGUGCCGGCCCUUGCCGGCCCAACAGCUUCAGCCCACGCCCGGCCUCCAGACGUCGAUGGUCAACUCUGGUGGCCUGCAGGCCCCGGCCGGCAUCAACCCCACCAACCACCGACUUCCUCUAAGCGAGGUCAUGCGCUUGUAUGAGGAGGCGGAGAAGAGCACUGCUCCAAACCCCGUCGCAUUGAAGCGAGGCCGCACCCCCAGCGGUUCCACCUCCAACGAAGGACCGGCAUCAAAGCGCAGAUGA
This is a messenger RNA of Microdochium trichocladiopsis, 1239 nucleotides long. RefSeq lists its product as uncharacterized. The transcript is spliced from 5 exons. Lineage: Eukaryota; Fungi; Ascomycota; Sordariomycetes; Xylariales; Microdochiaceae. Bases 1 to 1239 code for a protein of 412 amino acids. The record is from RefSeq and is a predicted model, not a curated record.